AUGGCAAAGAUGCUGCCAGCACAGGAAGCAGCAAAGAUCUACCAUACCAACUAUGUGAGGAAUGCUCGAGCCAUGGGAGUCCUUUGGGCACUGUUCACCCUCUGUUUUGCUGUGAUCAUGGUGGUAACUUUCAUCCAGCCCUAUUGGAUUGGGGACAGCAUUGACACUCCACAAGCUGGUUAUUUUGGCCUCUACUCCUAUUGCAUUGGAAAUGCCCUUACGGGUGAACUCAUCUGCAAGGGCAGCCCGCUGGACUUUGGCACCAUCCCUUCAAGUGCUUUCAAAACAGCCAUGUUUUUUGUGGGCAUUUCUACAUUUCUUAUAAUUGGCUGCAUCCUCUGCUUCAGCCUCUUCUUCUUCUGCAAUGCAGCCACUGUCUACAAAGUGUGUGCUUGGAUGCAACUGGCAGCAUGUGCAGGCUUGUCCAUUGGCUGCCUGCUCUACCCCGAUGGCUGGGACUCCCCUGAAGUGAAACGCAUGUGUGGAGAGAAGACUGACAAAUACACCCUGGGAGUCUGCACUGUGCGCUGGGCAUACAUCCUCUGCAUCAUUGGCAUUCUUGAUGCCCUCAUCCUUUCUUUCCUAGCAUUUGUGCUUGGCAACCGGCAAGACAACCUUCUACCCUCUGACUUCCAAGUGGAAAACAAAGCUCCUGAAGAAGACGACACCUCAGAGGCUGCAGUGGGGAGGGCGGCAGCCGCAACUCCGUACUUUGCAGCCGUCCCACUAGAAGGCUUACCGGAGCAAUACCAGGGUUUUGCAGAUGUGUUUGGCGAAAAGGAGGUGGACCAGCUCCUGCCGCAUCGAAAAACUGACUGUGCCAUAGAGAUUCGACUUUGGUGCCGGACGUGGUGGGUACAUUGUGGACUGAACCGCAGUUGGAAUGUUAAGUCACACAUCGAAAGCAAAAUGUCUGCUCGACCUCCAGAUGAGGAAAAUAGUGAACUAGAUGUCUCCGAAAGAGCAGAGAUGAUGAUGCAAGUGACAACCAAUGGACCAGCUGCAACUACGGACAAUGGAACCCCUCUGGAUAAAAGAGAGGAGAGAUUGCCCACUCAUGCUCCGGACAGCUGCUCCUCACAAGGAGACCACAGGAUAGCGGUCACCCCGUGA
Messenger RNA from Candoia aspera, 1113 nucleotides. RefSeq names its product LHFPL tetraspan subfamily member 5 (gene LHFPL5). Gene Ontology annotation, cellular component: plasma membrane. The record is from RefSeq and is a predicted model, not a curated record. Lineage: Eukaryota; Metazoa; Chordata; Lepidosauria; Squamata; Candoiidae. Gene Ontology annotation, biological process: sensory perception of sound; detection of mechanical stimulus involved in sensory perception. The coding region runs from base 1 to 1113 and encodes 370 amino acids. The transcript has 5 exons.